Kockovaella imperatae is the source of this 876-nucleotide messenger RNA. RefSeq lists its product as hypothetical. The transcript has 7 exons. The coding region runs from base 1 to 876 and encodes 291 amino acids. NCBI's taxonomy places the organism in Eukaryota, Fungi, Basidiomycota, Tremellomycetes, Tremellales, Cuniculitremaceae. The record is from RefSeq and is a predicted model, not a curated record.
AUGACAGCUCACUUGGACCUCAAGCCAUUGACCUUGAAUGACAUUCCGGAUCCAGAGUCUCCAGAAUUCGCUCAAUUCGUCGAUUCCUAUUUUGCUGCCGGCACUAAGUUGGCAGACACGAUAAAAUCAUGGACGCCCCACUCAUCAAAGAAGGGAGUCGAGCUGUCAUCACUAAAGUCCUCAAAUGAUCAGAUCCGCAAGGCUCUCAACAUUUCGGAAUUCUGGUGUGCCCGCACAUCAUAUCACACAUCAGAAUCGAUGAAAGCAAUGGCAUCGGGAGGCAAAAGAAUCGAGGAGCCUAACAAGGGAUCAAAUGUCAACCACGGACAGACCUCCGCGGGCACAUCAGUACGAGAAGUGUACGAACGCUUUCGGAGUGGCCUGUUCGAGAACCACUCAGAGCACGAGAGGCAGUAUAUCGAGGCAUGCCAAGAGGCAGAAUGCCUCCAGGUCUUCAAACCACAGGUCGCAGAGGUCUGGCGCUUGACGUACAGCACGCCCCCGCCUUCGUCGCCACGAACUUUCGUUGCCUUGUUACUAUGUCGCGAGCUCGAUUCGACGCCAGGUCAACGGUCGUUCAUGAACAUCUCUGUCCCAUUCUCACAUCCGUCUUGCGUCGAGAAGCAGGGACCGGAAAAGUCCAGAGCGCGCGGCAGAUAUGUGUCUGUUGAGCGUGUAAUCGAGCUUGAACAAGGCGGAAAGGUUGAGUGGAGGAUGGCCACGAGUAGCGACGCCGGAGGGAAUAUCCCCCAAUUCAUCACCAACGCCUCGUUGCCGUCACAAAUUGCCAUUGAUGUACCUAGCUUUAUCAAAUGGGCCAUGGAGCGCUUCCCCGAUGAAGCUGUCACGACGACACAGGCGAAUGCCUCAGCCUGA